Molecule: messenger RNA, 2041 nt
Organism: Arachis duranensis
Lineage: Eukaryota; Viridiplantae; Streptophyta; Magnoliopsida; Fabales; Fabaceae
Exons: 2
Coding region: 1334-1990 (218 amino acids)
Source: RefSeq, a predicted model, not a curated record
UACAAUGGACUUCCGCCGCCGGCCUUCCCAAGGCUACCGCAACAGCCAAGAAAGCCACAAUUAGCACUACUACACCUUUCCCUCCACCUCCCAAGACCUCUAAUGCCCUCCCACUUCCUGCUUCGUCAAGAAGCAAACCAUAUCUCUACCUCUAAAAGCCUUGAACUUGCUAGACUCCUUGAAGCAUUGUGGCGCGACCUCCAUCACCCACAGUAACUUCAAUUCACCAACCAUUAGUACCGUCCACGACCUCCAUCAGCCAUGACGAGCCGACGUUGCAAAGCGCGAGGACGCACCUCCAACGAGGACCGGACUCCGCGGCUUCGCAAGAAGAUUGGAGGAAAAUUUCAUCCACUGGUGGUUGUUGUUGCUGGAGAACCAGAGGGAAAAUUUCAUCCCUUUCCCCCCUGUCUGUAGCCUCCAGCUACUGCCGCCUUCAACCACCACCAUCGUCGCUGUUGGAAACGCCGCACCACCACCCCUUUUCUUCUUCUCUGUCUCGCGCAGCAGCCACCACGCAGCAUCUAUUUGCAGCGCCAUCUUCAACCACCACGACCAUCUUCAUCUCUUCGCAGCGCCGCCGUCGAAACCCAGAGACACCACGACCCUCUCCCCUCGGCCCACCAUCAUAAAACCACCGAAGCCUUUCCCCUGUUUCGUGCCUCAAACCAGAUCCCACGGCGUCAGAGACCCUCCUCUUCGCGGUACCCUAGCGCCACAACACUCUCCUUCCCUGCCUCAGACCACCGCCGCAUCCCUUUCUCUUUUCUUCUUCCUCUCGUCUUUUCCCUUCUCAUCUGUCCACUGACCCAUGGCCGAACCACCACCGGCGAUCGACUCAGCCGCCUCUAGCAGCUGCAACAUCCACCUCUCCCCUGAUUCCUUUUUGCUUUGUUCUUCAUUACAGGAUGAGUCGUCAACAGGCUAAAGCCUCCUUGGAUGAAGCAGAGAAAGGACGACUCGCCAAUGACCCUGCGCGCUUCAAGGAUAGAUUUGCGGAGGUAUUGUUUGAUAGCACAUACCGUAAGAAGAAGCUCCACUUUGAAGGACUGUUGGCAGAAGAUGAUGAAAUCCAUCAAUACGUCAACGGUCCGUGGGGAAGUGGGGCUGGAAUUUUCUUGUACAUGGACCGGUAGAAAGAAUCUGCCUCGUAUAGUCACUGAAUUCUAUGCCAACUUUUAUGAGAAGGACAUGGAGGAAGUGUUUCUUCGAGGUCGAACAAUUCCUGUGAAACCGGACAAUAUCAGAACUCUCCUCAAUAUUCCGCGGCCCGCUCGAGGAAAGGAUGCUUAUGAGAAACUGAAGUCCCUGCCAGCUCCCAAGAAACCAUGGGAUGAAAUUCUACAGAGAAUGUGAGCCAGGUUCAGAUUGGACUUACAAUGGAAAAAUGGCUCCCAUCAGAUUGAGAGCAAACCAGCUCACAAAGGAAGCCACUACUACAUGGCUUUACUUGAUCUUCAGCUACAUCGAGCCGAAAUCGCACUUCACUGACAUUACAUUAGAUGUAGCCACUCUACUGUACUGCAUCUUAGACGACAAGCAGGUGGAUCUCCACAAGCUUAUCCAUAACAAGAUGAAGGAUACCUUCAAAUCUCGCUCACUUCCAUUUCCGAGUCUUGUUAUGAGAUUGGCUGAGGAGAAUGGAAUCCACCCGGAUGAAGGCGAGUUGAUGAUUGAAACCUCCGAGCAUGCCAAAGUCAUUCCACAUGGGAUAAAGUUCAAGGGUGAAGCUGCGGAAUCAUCAAGACCUUGGCGCCGCCAUUCUACCACCGAGGGCUCCUCUUUGAACCCGAUGGCAGCUGUUUGGCAAAGGCUCACGGAGAUAGACACUCGAACCAUGAACCGUCUGGCAAGCAAUGAGCACCGCAACAAGCAGCGAUAUGGGCAACUCAUGGUGAUGGCUAAGGGACAGGAUCCAGGUCCGGAGGAGCCAGACACACCCGAGGAGGAGGUUGAGCAGCCUACAGACCAUGAGAGCGGAGAGGAAUAAGGAGAAUCGGCAAUGGGCGAGGACGAAGUCGAGGAGGACUCAUUCCACACU